AUGGUUGCUCAAGCACAAGCUGUUUCCGUGUCUCUUAACGACCUCAAGGAUGGCAACAUCCCAUUCGAGACUCUUAAGCAAGCUUUUGGUCCAGACUCUCUUGGUAUCCUCGUUGUAAAGGAUGUCCCUCAAGAGUUCCCUGAACUUAGACAUCAGGCUCUUUCCUACGCCUCAUAUCUCGGCAACCUCCCCAAAGAGGAAUUAGAAAAACUUGAGAAUGCUCGAGCCAAGUACCUAACUGGCUGGUCUCUCGGCAAAGAGACUCUCAAGAACGGCCAGGUCGACACCUUCAAGGGCUCAUACUACGCCAACUGCGCAUUCUACAUUGACCCAUCUCUCGAAUGCGCCAAGCCAACCGAGGAGUUCUCUACUGAUAACUUCCCCGAGUAUCUGUCCCCUAAUGUCUGGCCGCCAGAGGGAGUCCUCCCAGGCUUUAAGCCCUCUGUGACAUCGCUGUGCCGUCUCAUCAUCGACGUAGCCGUUCUUGUCGCUCGUGCAUGUGAUCGCUUCGCUCAAGAGGAUAUCCCAGGAUACCCCGCUGGAUACCUUGAGCACGUCGUCAGCACAUCCAGCACCACCAAAGCGCGUCUUCUGCACUACUAUCCUCAAGAGUCAGAGCAAUCUGCGACCGGCGGCGAUGAGGAUGACUGGUGUGCUACACAUCUCGACCAUGGAUGUUUGACUGGUCUUACCUCAGCCAUGUUUAUCGACGAGCACAAGACCAGCCCUGCUGUACCAGACGUUACAAACCUGAACGGCGCUUCUCUACCACCCCUUGCGGAACUCCCCUCAUCCCCUGAUCCAUCAGCUGGCUUGUACAUCAAGUCCCGUACCGGCGAGACCGUCCAGGUCAAGAUCCCUCGCGACUGCAUCGCAUUCCAGACCGGCGAGGCCUUAGAGCGCAUUACUGCUGGUCGCUUCAAGGCUGUGCCUCACUUUGUUAGAGGUGUACGACCCAGUGUCAGCGAUGGAAAGGUUGCUCGCAACACGUUGGCGGUCUUUACUCAGCCUAACUUGGGCGAAGAGGUUGAUAUUGAGCAGCAUCUCACGUUUGGAGAGUUUGCUCGUGGUAUUGUUAACAAAAAUACUGUUUCGUAA
Fusarium venenatum is the source of this 1098-nucleotide messenger RNA. RefSeq lists its product as uncharacterized. The record is from RefSeq and is a predicted model, not a curated record. Lineage: Eukaryota; Fungi; Ascomycota; Sordariomycetes; Hypocreales; Nectriaceae.